AUGGCACAACCUCUACACCACGAAGCCGGUAAUGCAACCGGUCCUGCGACGGUGACUCGACUACUUCUGCUGAGUGUUUAUUGCCAAAGACCUUCAAAUUUGCUCCGAAAAUACGAGAAUGACUCACUACACCGCAGUACGCAGACUUUUCAUCGAACGGCCCUCGUUCAAGUCAAACGACCUUUUUUCACCGAAGUAAGAGGCUUUCUGGCGCGGCGCGUCGUUCAAAAACGUGAUCAAUUGCGGGGCCACAAAAGCCACCCCUUGAAACAUUCGUCUUUCUGCUACUCUACUCCAACUUCUAAUCACAAGACGCGCCAUGCUAGCGCGUGGUAGGUUCCAACACGACGCCAGGACUCUGGCCCGCCGCUGGAACGGCAACGGCACAGCUGCGACAUUUGAGCAACUCUGAACGCUGCCUUUUCUGCUCUUCCCAUCUUAUCUGUGAUAGUUCAGCAGAAUACUUAUCACAUUCCACUAAAUGGUACCUUUUGAUUGCCAAGAUGAGCAGUUUGCUGGUUUUGGUCACCUUUAUACCACAAAGACAGUGCAAUCACCUAAAAUAAGGCUCACCUUGAUUAUUGUAUUUUCU
Cylicocyclus nassatus is the source of this 592-nucleotide messenger RNA. The record is from the annotation of a GenBank genome assembly. Lineage: Eukaryota; Metazoa; Nematoda; Chromadorea; Rhabditida; Strongylidae.